Molecule: messenger RNA, 1173 nt
Organism: Mizuhopecten yessoensis (Yesso scallop)
Lineage: Eukaryota; Metazoa; Mollusca; Bivalvia; Pectinida; Pectinidae
Exons: 3
Coding region: 62-529 (155 amino acids)
Source: RefSeq, a predicted model, not a curated record
GUUUCUGAUAAAAGUUAUCGCCCUUUUAACAACAAUUCCGCGUGUUAGGCCUACAGGAGCAAUGUCGGGCCGAGGAAAAGGAAAGAACGCGAUUUCGUAUGUACAAAAUGAAGAGCCAGCGUUUAUCAGACAAUUCAAACAGAACGUAGGCUACAAAGAAGGCCCGAACGUCGACACCAAGAGACAAGCUAUGCCAGAUUUCGAUGAUGAUGAUGAUUGUCCAGAGGCUGAUGAUGAGAAACCAGUUGUCGUGGUGACACGUCCAGGUGACCUGACAGCGGAGCAAGCAGAGGUUGUGGAGAACAUACAAAGCAAGGAGGAAGCGGAGAAAGCUAUCAGAGAGGGGAAGAUCACCUUCAAACAGCCAGAAAAGCGUUCAUCCACAGACACGGACUCAUCAGACUUAAAUCCCACUGCAUCAAAAAAGAAAAAGAAAGACUCUGAUGCAAAGAAAAUUUCAGGUUCAAAAAAAGUGAAAAACUCAAAGCUUUUAUCAUUUGCUGAAGAUGAUGAAGACGAUGAAACAUGAAGAUACUGUUAUUAUUUUCACCUUGAACGAGAGGUAAGCUGAUCUCCGGGACAAUACUACUACCACUACCAGGCCGGUGAAGUACUCCUGACUGACUUCAACAGUGGUGAAACAAAUGGUGUUCAGUUCACACUCUGGGCCAAGGAGAAAAUGCUGAACCUCGCUAUGUGGAUGGUCCUAUGGAGGAGAAAACAGAUGUUGCCCGAGUUGGCUUCCUGUAGUUCCCUUGAUUUAAUAGUGUACUUUUUGGUCUCAGAAACAAAAGAGUACACAGUGAGAUACCGGAGGCUAUCACAAACGUGGAUGAUAAUACCUCCCAAACAUCACAUGUCAUAGUGCUAGUGAGAUACAUGGAUGACACCCUUUAAAUUUUGUUUCUCUCUGUUCCUUAUAUAGAUAAUAAAAAUAUCAGCAGUUACAAUUUAAAAACAACACAGGGGAAAUAAAUUAAAUCGCCCAGUUGUGGAACUGAUCGAAAACAAAUAAAAAUUAGAACCAAGACAGAUUUUCAUGUGGAAGUAUUUUAGCACCGACUGAGAUAGCUACAAGUGGGUGAAUUUUUAACUGAAUUAAUGGAAAAUAAAGCUGAAAUAGGGAAAAUAAACUAUAGCUGAAAUAGGGAAAAUAAAAUAAAGCUGAAAUAG